Molecule: messenger RNA, 2239 nt
Organism: Amphimedon queenslandica
Lineage: Eukaryota; Metazoa; Porifera; Demospongiae; Haplosclerida; Niphatidae
Exons: 10
Coding region: 200-2140 (646 amino acids)
Biological process (GO): cell surface receptor signaling pathway
Cellular component (GO): membrane
Molecular function (GO): transmembrane signaling receptor activity; protein binding
Source: RefSeq, a predicted model, not a curated record
CUAUGGUUGCUGCAUGCUGGAGCUCCAUAGUUGCACAGAAACUUUUUGCUGCCCUGUUAGAUUAGUACAGAAAACUUUUUUCUAUUCUGGCUCUAUCAUUAGAUUUGUGUAUCAAUUUCUUAAACACUCUCCUCAAAGCUCACACCUCCCUUUGUAGACCCAGGCUCUAAUUCUCUUCUUCACUAGAUAUUAGACCAAGAUGGCUACUGUGAACAGCGAUAGCCCCUCUAUAAGUAAUAGCAAGCAGCCUCUUGUCGUGAAUAGGGACAACAGUGAAAAGAUUGAGAUGUCUCUUUCAACCACUGCUGCUGCUGGUUUUGAAAGCACUGGAGGAUCAAAGAAUGAAAAGGACACUAAUUCUUGGGAUUGUAGAACCACCCAAGUUGAUAGAAUAAAGUUCUGUGGUUGCUGUUUGAUGCCCUCAAGACUAGCAAAGUUCCUGGAGAUUGCAAUACUGAUAACUGUUCUCCUCUUUUUCGUGGCACUAUUCCUUGUACCCAUAGGAAUACACAUUAAAGAGAGUAUAUCUUCAUCAUUUAAAGAGGCCAAGUGUUCAGCUUAUGGAUUGAAAGAGCCAUCCAAUUGUGACACAUUAGCACAAACUGUCUCAAGCAAUCUUGACUCAUGUACACCAGUCCAUUAUAUAGGGUCAACUUGUAAAGCAUUUCUCAGCAAGUGGCAGUCUUGUACCAUUGGAUACAAUGAGGACAUAUUCAUUAGUUCCUCAUCUGAUCAGAAUAACAAGGAGGAACAAGCCAAGUUUUUAUUAGAAGCAUUGCAAAGUCCUGAUGUCAAAGAAGACUGUAGGAUAGCUGGUACCAUGUUUGUCUGUCAGUUUUCAUUUCCACUUUGUAAUUGCUCAAAUGGAGAGGAGUAUUUGCCAUCAAGAGAGUUUUGUAGUUAUGUUAGUACAGAUGUGUGUGCAACAGAAUGGGAUUAUGCUUAUGAAAAUGGAAUACAAACACCAAAUUGCUCUGAUUUUAUUUCAUCAGGCAUCCCUAUAAACUCAUCCACUGGUAACAUGCCUAUUUUAAACAUUUCUCAUUGUUCUGAGGACUUUUAUCAACACAAUGGGUCAGGGCCUUGCCGUCCCAUAUGUGGUUCUUAUGAAACUUAUAGCGAACUUAAUGCAAAGAUAGAAACAGAUACACAAUUAGCAGUAGCUGUUUUUGUUUUAUUUAUGGGAAUUAUUGUCUUAAUAGCUUCAUUUAUUCGGAGGAAAAUUAUGUUGAUUUUUCCGUCAAUUUUUCUGAUUUAUUUGACAAUUGGUGUCUGUGUGGUGGCUAUUUUUGUAAUCAUUCCUAAAUUGGACAAAACUAAUAGCCUCUUUUGUACCUCCAAAGAUCUUUUGGAAACUUAUAAGAGCAACUCAACAACCUACUGCAAAGUGACAGGAGCUGUCUUCCAAUACUUCUUUCUCAAUAUGACUCUUUGGUGGUUUUUCCAUGUCAUGUCGAUAUUUUACAAGAUAAUGUUUCCAGUGUUUGCUAAAACGCAUAAGGACAAAGACAAGUUCAUACACAUCGUCCUACUGAUACUGGGUGUGACUUUUCCUGUUCCUGGUGUACUGCUGGCACUGUUGGUUAAAGAUUGGGGAAGUUAUGCUCUUUAUUCAAUGCCAACUUAUUUCUGCGUGCCUAGAAAUAGCAACUUGCGUUACUAUUCACUUAUUUUUCCUCUUAAUAUACUCCUUGCUAUUGGCGUCUGCUGCCUAGUACUGGUCUUUUGGAGGCUGCAAAAACAUCAAAAUAUAUUCUUUCGCAAAAGGAACUCUCCAUUAAAAAUGACACUAGCAGAGAUGAAGCUAUUAUUCUUUUUGGCAUAUUAUAGUUUGUUUGGUUUGAUGAUGAUGUCCUAUUUCAGUGUAAUCAGUUCAACUCAAGAUAAAUAUGUGAACAGUGUUGCAGAAUACUUUGAGUGUGAGGCAUUUGGAACACACCACAACUAUAAUUGCAGUACAACUUAUGAAAAGUACAACUAUGUACCACUGGCUGCAAGUACUUACAUCCUAAUGGGCUUUAUUACGAUCAUUAUCCUCAUUUAUGUUGUCAAUUGGAGAUCUGUAGCCAAUUUCUGUGUACGCAAGCUGUAUCAUUAUAAAGGAAAGGUGACAAAUUAUUCCAUUAUAGACGAUGACUAAAAAUAACUAUUGUGAGUAAUGGAGGGAAAUAAUUAGUUUAUUGUGUGAAUUCAUGUAAAAAUGAUUUACUUGAUUAUAGUCUUGCUAACUCUGACAAAA